Molecule: messenger RNA, 1464 nt
Organism: Sugiyamaella lignohabitans
Lineage: Eukaryota; Fungi; Ascomycota; Dipodascomycetes; Dipodascales; Trichomonascaceae
Gene: PDH1
Product: Pdh1p
Exons: 1
Coding region: 1-1464 (487 amino acids)
Cellular component (GO): mitochondrion
Molecular function (GO): 2 iron, 2 sulfur cluster binding; 2-methylcitrate dehydratase activity
Source: RefSeq, a predicted model, not a curated record
AUGUCUUCAGCAAUUAUCACAGAUAACGUUCGUCCUGAACCUGACAAGGUUUUGAGAGAUAUUGCCGACUAUGUUCACAAUUACAAGAUUGACAGCUCUGUUGCUGUUGAGACGGCAAGAUUGUGUUUACUAGAUACCUUAGGAUGUGGUUUAGAGGGUCUCAAGUAUGAACAAUGUUCCAGAUUAGUUGGCCCUGUUGUUCCAGGGACUGUCGUUCCUAAUGGUACCAAGGUCCCUGGUACCAGUCAUCAAUUGGAUCCCAUUCGUGGUGCUUUUUCGAUUGGAACUAUUAUCCGUUGGUUGGAUUAUAAUGAUUGUUGGUUGGCUGCAGAGUGGGGACACCCAUCCGACAAUUUGGGUGGUAUUUUGGCAGUUGCUGAUUGGCAAACACGUACUGCUAAGGCUACGGGUGGAAAGGAAGGAAAAGUCUUCAAGAUUUCCGAUGUUUUGGAAGCUAUGAUCAAGGCUCAUGAGAUCCAAGGUGUUUUGGCCCUCGAAAAUUCCUUUAACAGAGUUGGUUUGGACCACGUUGUUCUUGUCAAGGUUGCAACCACCGCUGUUGUUUCAAAGUUGCUUGGGUUGAAUCGUGAUCAGACCAUUGACGCUGUGUCCCAAGCUUUUGUCGAUGGACAAUCGCUGAGAACUUAUAGACAUGCUCCCAACACCAUGUCCCGUAAAUCUUGGGCUGCCGGUGAUGCCGUUUCGAGAGCUGUUAACCUUGCUCUUCAUGUCAAGAAUGGUGAAGGUGGUAUGCCCUCUGUUCUGACCGCCAAGACCUGGGGUUUCUAUGAUGUUCUUUUCAAGGGCCAACCAUUUAAAUUCCAACGUGACUAUGGCUCUUAUGUCAUGGAGAACGUUUUGUUCAAGAUUUCUUUCCCUGCUGAGUUCCAUGCCCAAACUGCUGUCGAAGCUUCAAUGACUCUUCACCAAAAGCUCAAGGACCUUGGAAAGACCAGUGAUGACAUUAAGCAUGUCCGCAUUAGAACUCAAGAAGCUGCUAUGCGUAUUAUUGACAAGAAGGGUCCCUUGUAUAACUAUGCUGAUCGUGACCACUGUAUUCAGUACAUGGUUGCCAUUCCCUUGAUCCACGGUAGACUAACCGCCGAUGAUUACACUGACGCAGUUGCUGCCGACCCUCGUGUUGAUGCCUUACGUGAGAAGAUGGAGUGUGUUGAGGAAGAAAGAUUCACCACCGAGUAUCAUGCUCCUGAUAAGAGAUACAUUGGCAAUGCCAUCCAAAUCACUCUCAAGGACGGUACCGUUCUUGACGAUGUUGAGGUUGACUACCCAAUUGGUCACCGCAAGAGACGUGAAGAGGGCACUCCUGUUCUUCUCGCCAAGUUCAAGCGUCAUCUUCACGGCCGUUUCCCCCAACAACAGGCCGAAGAAAUUAUUAAGGUCUCAGACGAGAAGGUUGGAGACUUUGACGUUGAUACAUAUGUCGACCUUUACGAAAAGAAAUGA